Messenger RNA from Acanthoscelides obtectus, 261 nucleotides. The record is from the annotation of a GenBank genome assembly. Lineage: Eukaryota; Metazoa; Arthropoda; Insecta; Coleoptera; Chrysomelidae.
AUGAAGCUAGAUGGCCCCUCAGCAACAACAACCGCAGUAGCUGCGUAUCUGCGCCCUGCUUUGCGCAUCAUCUUCUCAAUUGGCACCAAUUCAGGCAAUUUACCGGCCGCCGAGGAACGACGAUCGGCCCAUCGUGCCUGUUUAUCUGUUUGUCACCAGUUAGCAGUCCCGAAUCUUCAACCUAGCGCGUCGGCCGUCGCAGUAGCCGUUUGCGUGAAGUUAGCCUCCGCUACGCGUGGGAGUUUCGCCAAAACGGCCUGA